GAAUGUAGUUGUUCUUUUCCUUGCGCGUUCGUACUGCAAAGUAGAAAAUACGACCGCACCCUGGUUAGUUAGUGUGUUCUCGCGUUCGUUUAGUAAUAUUUUUAAUAAUAAAGUUGAUAUUUUGAUUUAAAUAAUUACCUUAUUUUGCGUUCGUCUCGACUACUAUGUCGGUUUAAUUAUCGGUAAUCCGAGUAAUAAUACCUAGAUUAAUUCUAAACGAACUAUUUGUUCGGUAUUAACGUUCGCGGAGUAAUACAAACUGUGACGUCAUCAUCCCAGGAAUUGUUGCAGAGCUAUUUGAGCCAACGAAGAAAGCACACCGGUGUUGAUUUUAGGAGUUGUUUUCGUUUAAAAAUAUUAUAAAAACUGUGUGGUGGUAGUGAAUUGUUUUAAUUCGACGUUACACGGAAUUGUGUUAUUAAUUUAUAUAUAAUUUAAAAUGGCAGAUCAACUAACAGAAGAACAGAUCGCUGAAUUCAAAGAAGCGUUUUCGCUGUUCGAUAAAGACGGCGAUGGAACUAUUACCACUAAAGAAUUAGGCACAGUUAUGAGAUCACUCGGUCAAAAUCCCACCGAAGCCGAACUACAAGAUAUGAUUAAUGAAGUAGACGCCGAUGGAAACGGUACCAUAGACUUUCCGGAAUUUUUAACGAUGAUGGCAAGAAAAAUGAAAGACACAGAUAGUGAAGAAGAAAUCAGGGAGGCUUUCCGAGUUUUCGACAAAGACGGUAACGGUUUUAUCAGCGCAGCCGAGUUGCGACACGUGAUGACAAAUCUCGGUGAAAAACUAACAGACGAAGAAGUCGACGAAAUGAUCAGAGAAGCAGAUAUAGACGGCGAUGGCCAGGUUAAUUAUGAAGAUUUCCAUACUCUUGCUCAAAUCAUUCUCACCCGAACUACCUCGAAUUCGUGACCAUGAUGACAUCUAAGUGAAACCGUCGUACCAACAAAUAUGAAAAAAAUGUUAAAACAAACCUGCAUUUUCUUUGCUUUCCGAAAUGUGAAUACCACACAUUCGAGCUAGUGGAAAGACUCACUUUAUCUAUUUGUUGAACAUUAUUUUUUCUUCAUAAUUUUUUUCGUUUUUUUUUUCUUUUUCGUUUAUAAAAUUUGUUAUAGCUCGUUUAAUUAUUGAAUAAAUUACUACAUCCGGUUUUUUUCUCUCUUUCUAAGUUAUAUAUCGCGGAAUCUUGUAAUAAUUUCUUUGAUUGGGUAAUUUAAAAAUAAAUGUUUCAGAGAAUGAAACCAAUAAAAGGAAUUGGCGUAUUUUUUUUCGGUUUUUUUCUUUUUCAUUUUUUUCUUUCUUUCUUUCUUUGGUAAUCAUUGUUUAUGUAAUGAAAUUUUAAUGAAAGCGUUAUCGCCUGCAUUUGCACUUUUUUCGCCUUAUAAAAUUCGCUACUAUAAGGAAAAAUUUUUCUCGCUGUUUUUACUAUUCUCUCUCUCUAUCUCUCUCUUUCAACAAAAGGAAAAAAAACUAGUAGGUUCACCAGGUUUAUUUUUUCUAUCGAUCGCGAAUGUAAUCCAUUUUUUUUCGUUCUUAUGGUAUUUGGAAGUUGAAAAAAAAAUUCUCAUUUUGUUUCUCUUUUUUUUUCUUUUUUUUUUCGUUUUAACUGUGUUAGUGUUUUAUUUAGGAAACCUAUUCGGUAACACAUUCCUUCAGGUAUUUAAAGUAAAUUCGUGAGUAUAUACUAAAAUGUCUGUGCGAAAUAUGUUUUAUUAUAUACGUCUUUAUCUUUAAAAAAUUUUAAUUAUUGUAAUUUAAAAGACACAUUAAAUGUUUUUUUUUUCUCUUCACUUACUGAUUAUUAUUAAUUUUAUUAUUUUACGUACAUAAUUUUAAAUUUAUUGAUUAUUAUGUUUACUACUAUAUUAUAAUUAUUAUUUAUUGUAAUGUGAUAAAAAAUACACCUUGUUUCAAAAUCAUUCAUAUGCCAGAGUUGUUUUGUGUGUGUGGGACGGAUACGUACGGUAUAUUUUUUUGGUACAAAGCCACGCCACGCCAGCGGCGCCAAGUUAACCAAAAAAAUAUACGUAAAAGAAGUCAGAAAGGGGGGAAGGUGGGAGGGGAUAAAGGAUAAAAGGAGCUUGAAAAAUUAAGAUAAAUGGAAGUAUAAAAGCUCUAUAUUUUUUCAAACAACAACAACCAAAAAAAAAAAAAGAAUGAAAAAAAUGAGAAUCACGGAAGAAUACAAAAUAAUCGACUGAAAUAUACGUUUUUUUUAAAAAAAAAAUAUAUCCAAGAAAAAAGUCUAGUCAUGCCCAAUACCGGUGUACUUUGAAGAAAUUUACGAGAAAUGAAGAUCGGGGCAAAAUGAGAGAAAUCACGACGCGGAUUUCAUUUUCAUUUUAUUCGAUGGAAUAAUAAAUGAAAAACAAAAAAAAAAUGGCCCAAAAGUACGUAAAACACGAAGUUGAAACAACGUUCCGUGUACCGGUAUUGAUUUAUUUUUUUCUUUUUUUUUUCUGUAUCUCGUUCGAACUUGGAAAAAAAAUACCAACUAAGCACAAAAUCGAUGUUUUUCUCGUAUUGGAAUUCGUAAGACGCGGGGGAUUUAUGGAAUUGAUUUGGGCUUGCUCAAAUUUCAGCGUAGGUAGUUUUCUAUUAUGAAAUUCAUUAAUCAUUUUACUAUGGAAGAGUAAAAAAAAAAUACAAGUUUUACCUUUUUUGAUUUUACCUACCUUUCAAAAUAGAGAUCGAUCCGGUUGAAAUUUUUUUUUGUUUUUUUUCGAAGACAUGUUAACGCUGAAAGCUUUUCCAUCUUUAUUUUUUUUUUAAAUUUUAUUAUUUAUUUAUGUUAUCAGAAUGGUUCAGAUCGUUACAUGUGUGUAAAUUUAAGAUUGUUAUAAAGUACUUGAAGAUGAAAAAAAAAAGUUGUAGUCCGUAUUAUACAUACUUCAAAAAUCACCUUUUAAAAUUUUUUUUCGCCUAAUUUUAUUUAUUGGAAAUAUAUAUCAGUUCGCGCUAUUUAAUGUUUACAAUAGAAAUAUUUUAGAAAUAAAAUUUUGAAAUUUGUUGUAAACGUUUUUUUUAUUUUGUUAAAACGUGUAAUCAUGUUGAAAAACCUAGUAAAGCAAAUUUUGUGGAUUGUA
Messenger RNA from Planococcus citri (citrus mealybug), 3090 nucleotides. RefSeq names its product calmodulin-alpha. The transcript has 5 exons. Gene Ontology annotation, molecular function: enzyme regulator activity; calcium ion binding. The coding region runs from base 440 to 913 and encodes 157 amino acids. The record is from RefSeq and is a predicted model, not a curated record. Lineage: Eukaryota; Metazoa; Arthropoda; Insecta; Hemiptera; Pseudococcidae.